UUGAAACCCAGACAAAGCCACCGCAUUCCACGUAUUCUCGCACCUAAUACGCAUUGACAUUCCUCUCUUACACUACAACCUAUUUUCCUAAUUAUUAAUUCCCAAAUUUCGCACAUUUCUUAAUUUUUUCCAACAUCGAACUCUCCGACGUCGUCAAACAGCUCCGCCGUUCCUCCCCUUCCGCCCUAUUUUUCUAGUCUUAAUCAGUCGAAAUUUAGGGUUGUUUGGUGGUGGUGGCACAUGGCGAACGGUGGAGAGGACGGUGGCGGCGGUCGGGCCGUAGGGCCGGAUUUCGAUUUGCCCGACGAGAUAUUAUCUGUGAUACCCACGGACCCCUACGAUCAGCUGGAUCUGGCGCGUAAGAUCACGUCCAUGGCGAUCGCGUCGCGCGUCACGAAGCUCGAAACGGAGGCCGGAAGGUUCCGCCAGAAGCUUAACGAGAAGGACCGCCUUAUUCAGCAGCUCGAGGAUAAGGUCGCCCAACUCGAGGCCGCCUAUCAGGACGCCGAAUUCCGCUUGAAAAUUACGCGCGAAGAUAAUAUGAAGCUAUUGAAGGAAAGAGAUUCAUUGGCUAUGACAACAAAGAAGCUCAGUCGUGAUUUGGCGAAGCUAGAGACAUUUAAGAGGCAACUCAUGCAGUCACUGAAUGAAGAAAAUUCACCAUCAGAAACUGUUGAUAUUGGAACUUAUGAUCAAUCAGUGCCCAAGGCUUACUCCACAAAUGAUGAUUCAAAUGGCUAUACAUCUUAUAGUGGUUCUACCGACAAUGCAAGCACAAAUGAUGAAGUUUCCAAGCAAGCUGGGCAAAAGUUCUCUCUCACACCCUAUAUAACUCCCCGCCUCACUCCUACUGGAACUCCAAUGAUUUCCACUAGUGCAUCCCCGAGAAGGUACUCAGCUGCUACCUCUCCUCAGAAAACCUCUGGUACUACUUCUCCUUCUGCAAAUUAUGAGGGAAAAGGAUCCUAUUCGUCUUGGUACCCUUCCAGCCAGCAAUCGUCAGCAGCUAACUCUCCUCCUCGGGGACGUCCAUUGCCAGGUCGCGCUCCUCGAAUUGAUGGUAAAGAGUUCUUCCGUCAAGCAAGGAGUCGGUUGUCACUUGAGCAAUUCAGCGCAUUUUUGGCAAAUAUAAAGGAAUUAAAUGCGCAAAGGCAGUCACGGGAGGAGGCACUGAAAAAAGCAGAAGAGAUUUUCGGGACAGACAAUAAGGAUCUGUAUUUGUCAUUUCAAGGGUUGCUAAACCGCAAUACGCACUAGAAAGGGGUGUCGUGCUCGUUGGUUUGUGCUCAGUUCUUUUCCCUUUCCUCUUGGGAGAUGUAUCGUCCAAUUUUAGCAGGUACUGUUGUUCCAGAUUAUAAACAAACUUCACAUCCCUUUUUUUCUUCUAUUUUGUGCAAGGACACAUGUAGUUGUAAAUAAUGGCAUUUUUGGUUCCGCUUUCA
Messenger RNA from Salvia miltiorrhiza (redroot sage), 1442 nucleotides. RefSeq lists its product as uncharacterized. The record is from RefSeq and is a predicted model, not a curated record. Lineage: Eukaryota; Viridiplantae; Streptophyta; Magnoliopsida; Lamiales; Lamiaceae. The transcript has 8 exons. The coding region runs from base 241 to 1257 and encodes 338 amino acids.